Molecule: messenger RNA, 1988 nt
Organism: Rhododendron vialii
Lineage: Eukaryota; Viridiplantae; Streptophyta; Magnoliopsida; Ericales; Ericaceae
Product: probable protein phosphatase 2C 60
Exons: 5
Coding region: 537-1715 (392 amino acids)
Biological process (GO): protein dephosphorylation
Molecular function (GO): cation binding; protein serine/threonine phosphatase activity
Source: RefSeq, a predicted model, not a curated record
CCACAUACAAAACUUCAUUGACUCUCUCUCUGCUCUCUCUCUCUCUUGACUCUUCUCUCUCUAGUCUCUAGCUAGCCUGACUGAAUCGAGGACGUGGAGCCCAAACCGGUCCUCUGCUUUGCUGGCUCCAAGCUCUCAAUUGGGUGCCUUCUUUAAUGGGUUUUGUCUGCUGAGCAUCACCAGACCUUCACUUGGCCCCAAUCGAACUUCGUUCUCUCUCUCUCUCUCUCUCUCUCUCUCUCUCUCUCUCUCUCUCUCUCCCCCUAAUUGAAAACUCUCUCUUGUUUGCUCGAUCAUUGACAACUCUCUCUCUCUCUCUCUCUCUCUCUCUCUUGUUGUUACUCCAUCACCUCGUCAUAUCUCCAUACCCAACUACAAAACCCACUUCACUUUCUCUUUGAUUCCAACGGAUCCUCAGAUCCAACUCUUUCACUUUCAGAUCUUCCCAUCCUUCGAUUAUCAAGACAAGGAAACAGUUCAAAAUUGAGGUUUGUUAGAUGCGGAGACUUUGUGGGGGGAUUUGGGGGAAAUGAGGUAUGUUAACCCGGUUGAUGAACUACUUGAGGGCCUGUUUUCGGCCGAGGUCGGAUGGGCAUGUUCAUGCGGGUUCGGAUUCCUGUGGUAAGCAAGAAGGGCUUUUAUGGUACAAAGAUACAGGACAACAUUCUAAUGGGGAAUUCUCAAUGGCUGUGGUUCAAGCCAACAAUUUACUCGAGGAUCAGAGCCAAAUUGAGUCAGGUUGCUUGAGCACAAAUGACUUGGGUCCAUUUGGAACCUUUGUUGGUGUUUAUGAUGGGCAUGGAGGCCCCGAGACUGCUCGAUACAUCAAUCAAUACCUCUUCCAGCAUCUCAAGAAGUUUACUCAUGAGCAACAAUCUAUGUCGGCGGAUGUAAUACGGAAGGCAUUCCAAGCAACAGAGGAGGGGUUUCUCUCUGUUGUUACCAGACAAUGGCCAAUGGCACCGCAGAUUGCAGCUGUAGGAUCUUGCUGCCUGGUCGGUGUUAUUUGCAAUGGAACCCUUUACAUUGCCAACGUUGGUGAUUCGAGAGCUGUUUUGGGGAGACUUGUCAAAUCACCAGGGGAGGUUCUGGCCAUUCAGCUCUCAGCAGAGCACAAUGUGGCUAUAGAGUCUGUGAGACAGGAGUUGCGUUCUUUGCACCCGGAUGACUCACAAAUAGUUGUUUUAAAGCAUAACGUAUGGCGUGUGAAGGGCCUCAUACAAAUUUCAAGAUCUAUUGGUGAUUUCUAUUUGAAAAAGGCAGAGUUCAAUAGGGAGCCCUUAUAUGCUAAGUUUCGGCUACGCGAACCUCUUAGAAGGCCGGUCUUGAGCUCUGAACCGUCGAUUUCGGUGCACCCGCUUCAGCCGCAUGAUCUGUUUAUUAUAUUCGCUUCAGAUGGUCUCUGGGAGCACUUAAGCAACCAGGAAGCAGUGGAUUUGGUUCAAAAUCAUCGUCGCAACGGAAGUGCGAAAAGGUUGGUGAAAGUUGCUCUGCGAGAAGCGGCGAAGAAGAGAGAGAUGAGGUAUUCAGACUUGAAGAAGAUCGAUCGUGGUGUCCGCCGGCAUUUCCACGACGACAUCACGGUAGUUGUUGUUUUUCUCGAUUCUAAUCUGGUGAGCAGGGCCAGCUCGGUCCGUAGUCCCAACCUGUCCGUGAAAGGGGGCGGAGUCAACCUCCCUUCCAACACUCUUGUCCCCUGCACUACUCCCACCUGAGGAAGGACCGAAGGAGGAGAAGAAGAAGAAGAAGUGGGUUCUAGUGCUGUUCAUAACUUCAUAUGUUCUACUAUUGUGUGGUGUGAAUACCAGGUAUCUGCUAAAGGAUAUGAUUCUUGAAAAGAGCAUGCUGUUAAUUCUUUCUUUAAAAGUACAUUGUAGCCUUCCACUGUGAGAAGUAAAACUUGGGUUGUGUAUCUUAAACCCAAGAAAGGACUGAAAAAUCCCUUGGUGCAGUUCUAUUUUUUAGUAGUACUAUGUUCCUGACUUUUA